AUGCCAACUGUUGCUGGACAAGAGUCAAAAGGAAAAGCUGAGGCUACUCACACAAGGAAUCGAGAUAUCCACUACUUAAGAUGUCAUGGGAUAGGACACUAUGCUUGUCGAUGUCCAAACCAGCGAACCAAGAUAUUGAUGGAGAAUGGAGAGGUUGAAACCGAGGAAGAGAAAGAAUGUGAUUCCACUUCAUCUUUGGAAGAACAUGAGGUUAACCAGCAAGUGUUGAUUUCCUUGUCAAUUGGAAAGUAUGAAGAUGAAGUGUUGUGUGAUAUAUUGCCCAUGGAAGCAAGUCACAUUCUGUUGGGAAGGCCAUGGCAGUUUGAUCGCAAGGUUAAUCAUGAUGGCUACACCAACAAACACUCUUUUGAGCACAAAGGGAAGAAGAUCACACUAGUUCCAUUAACACCACAAGAGGUCUACGAAGAUCAGCUGAAACUUGGAAAGAACAAUGUGAGUGAACCCCUAAACACUAAAAACCAUAAAGAAGAGAGUGAGAGUUUGAGAAAAAUCCAGCAAAAGGCCUUUGAGAAUAACCACGUGAAACAAUCUAACUUCUUUGUUAGAGAAAGUGAGAUUAAGAGAGCUUUUUUUUUGAAUCAACCUAUAAUUGUGCUCAUGUACAAGGAAGCUCUCAUGAGUUUGACUAAUCUUGAGCCGGAACUUCCGAGCAAUAUUGUUUCUCUUUUGCAGGACUAUGGCGAUGUUUUUCUUGAAGAAAAUCCAGAUGGUUUGCCACCAAUUCGAGGAAUUGAACAUCAAAUAGAUUUUGUCCCAGGAGCUUCACUUCCGAAUAUGCCAGCCUAUAGAACCAAUCCUGUGGAGACAAAGGAGCUGCAGAAACAAGUCAGUGAGCUCAUGGAAAAGGGAUACAUUAGGGAAAGCAUGAGUCCAUGUGUUGUGCCGGUGUUACUUUUGCCAAACAAAGGACAUCGAAGCCUAGAUGACCAUGUAGAGCAUUUGAAAACUGUUUUAGAUGUUCUUAGGAGGGAGCAACUGUUUGUCAAUUCCAAGAAAUGCACUUUUUGCACAGAUAACCUUGUUUACCUAGGAUUUGUUGUGAGUGCACAGGACAUUAAGGUCGACGAAGAGCAGGUAAAGGCAAUUCGAGAGUGGCCAAGUCCAAAAACGGUUGGUGAAGUCAGGAGUUUCCAUGGUCUUGCCGACUUCUACCAGAGAUUUGUGAAGGAUUUCAGCACCAUUGCUGCUCCUCUCACAGAGGAUAUCAAGAAAGAAGUUGGAUUUAAAUGGGAGACAGCACAAGAAGAAGCAUUUCAACUCUUGAAACAAAAACUAACUUCUGCACCACUUUUUUCUUUCCCAGAUUUUAAGAAAACUUUUGAAAUUGAAUGUGAUGUUUCUGGUGUAUGA
Messenger RNA from Camelina sativa (false flax), 1371 nucleotides. Lineage: Eukaryota; Viridiplantae; Streptophyta; Magnoliopsida; Brassicales; Brassicaceae. The record is from RefSeq and is a predicted model, not a curated record.